ACGGAGAAAAGUAAGAACUGUUAGCAGCGAAGAGAAGAGAAAAGUUGGACAGAGCUCGAGCCACAAUCCCUCAUUUUAGAUUUCGGCGACAUGGCGGCUGAUCACGAGCAAUUUAAUCAACUGCUAAGCACUCUCCUAAGUACCGACAACGACGUCCGUACCCAAGCCGAGGAAGCCUACAAAAAUUUGCCUAUACAGAGUAAGGUUACCUGGCUCCUGAAUUCAAUAUGCACGGGGCACCUCGCCGAGGAAAUUCGCGCCAUGGCUGCUGUUUUACUACGACGGCUUUUCUCUUCAGAGUUUAUGGACUUUUAUCCCCAGCUCCCACCAGAAGCCCAGGAUGAAUUAAAAAAGCAGCUACUUUUAUCAAUCCAAAACGAGCAAUCAGAAACAAUCAGAAGAAAAAUCUGCGAAGUAGUAGCAGAAGUCGCUAGAAAUUUAAUUGAUGACGACGGCAACAAUCAAUGGCCGGAUUUUUUGAACUUUUUAUUCCAAUGCGCCAACAGUCCGGUGCCAGCUUUGAAAGAAAGCGCGCUGAGAAUAUUCACAUCCGUACCGGGAGUAUUUGGCAGCCAACAGAGCAAUUAUUUGACUUUAAUCAAACAAAUGUUACAACAAUCGGUAAUGGACACGGCUAAUUACGAGGUUCAAUAUCAAGCUGUGAGAGCAAUUGGGGCCUUUAUAAUCCUCCACGACAAAGAAACAUCAAUCCAGAAGCAAUUUGCGGAAUUAUUACCAGCAUUAGUACAAGUGACAGCUCAAUCAGUGGAAAAGCAAGAAGACGAAGCACUCCUGAAGGUUCUGAUCGACCUGGCAGAGACGACCCCGAAAUUUUUGAGGAACCAACUGGAGACGAUAAUGGAGAUGUGCAUGAAGAUAUUCUCAAACAAGGACAUGGGCGACAGUUGGAGGCAGCUUUCAUUGGAAGUUCUGGUGACUUUGUCAGAAACCGCCCCGGCGAUGGUGCGCAAGGUCGGGGGCAAGUACAUCGCCGCUCUGGUCCCUUUGGUCCUCGAGAUGAUGACAGACUUGGAAGACGACGACGAGUGGAGCUUCAGUGACGAAAUAAUUGAGGAAGACAAUGACUGCAACAAUGUUGUCGCUGAAAGCGCGCUUGAUAGAUUGUCUUGCGGGCUCGGUGGCAAGACCAUGUUACCCCAAAUUGUUGACAAUAUUCCACGGAUGCUCUCCAACUCCGACUGGAAGUACCGGCAUGCUGCUCUCAUGGCCAUUUCUGCAGUUGGAGAGGGCUGUCAUAAACAGAUGGAGGCCAUUUUGUCGCAAAUUAUGGAGGGGAUUGUUCAGUAUCUUCAGGAUCCGCACCCUAGAGUCCGUUACGCAGCUUGCAACGCCGUAGGCCAAAUGUCAACAGAUUUUGCUCCAACAUUCGAGCAAAAAUUCCACGAAAAAGUGAUCCCAGGCUUGCUGAUGGUCCUAGACGACAACGCGAACCCACGAGUGCAAGCUCACGCCGGAGCAGCUUUGGUAAAUUUCAGCGAAGACUGUCCGAAAAAUAUCCUCACGCCUUACUUGGAUGCAAUCAUGGGCAAGCUCGAGAGCAUCCUGACAGCUAAAUUCCAAGAAUUAGUUGAAAAAGGAACUAAAUUAGUCCUUGAGCAAGUGGUCACGACAAUUGCAUCGGUAGCUGACACAUGUGAGGAGCAAUUCGUGACUUAUUACGACCGUUUAAUGCCGUGUUUGAAGUACAUAAUCCAGAACGCGAAUCAGCAGGAGCAUAAAAUGCUCAGAGGAAAAACGAUCGAGUGCGUCAGUUUAAUUGGACUCGCCGUGGGAACCGAGAAGUUCAUUAAUGAUGCCAGUGAUGUCAUGGACAUGUUACUGACCACUCACGCAGAGGGCGAGCUCGCUGAUGAUGAUCCCCAGAUCAGUUAUUUGAUCUCUGCCUGGGCGAGACUCUGCAAGAUUUUGGGGAAACAAUUCGAACAGUAUUUGCCUGUUGUCAUGGGACCGGUUUUGAGAACAGCAUCAAUGAAGCCAGAAGUGGCUUUGCUAGACAACGAAGACAUGGAAGGCGUUGAAGGCGACCUAGACUGGCAAUUUGUGUCUCUGGGAGAACAGCAGAACUUUGGAAUAAAGACAGCUGGACUGGAAGACAAAGCUUCAGCUUGCGAAAUGCUUGUUUGCUAUGCUCGUGAGCUGAAAGAAGGAUUCGCGGAUUAUGCUGAAGAGGUGGUGAGACUCAUGGUGCCCAUGCUCAAGUUUUACUUUCACGAUGGAGUCAGGACUGCUGCUGCACAGAGUUUGCCGUGUUUGUUAGAGUGUGCCAGAAUUAAAGGUCCGCAGUACCUCGAAGGAAUGUGGGCGUACAUUUGCCCUGACCUUUUAAAAUCAAUCGACAGCGAACCAGAGUCUGAUGUCCUUCUAGAGCUCCUUUAUUCCCUCGCAAAGUGCAUCGAGCUUUUAGGAACCGGAUGCUUGGACCCAGCUCAGAUGACGGAGCUGCUCCGGAUUCUGGACAAGCUUCUUAACGAGCACUUUGAUCGCGCUGUGGCUAGGCUUGAAAAGCGCAAAGAUGAAGACUACGAUGAAGUAGUCGAGGAGCAGCUUCGCGAUGAGGACAACGAAGAUGUCUACACCCUCAACAAAGUAGCGGAUAUUCUUCAUGCUCUAUUCGCGACCCACAAGGAGACUUUCUUUCCGUACUUUGACCAAAUUUGCCACCAUUUUGUAAAGCUCCUCGCGCCUGAACGUUCCUGGUCCGACCACCAGUGGGCGCUGUGUGUCUUCGAUGACGUAGUCGAGUUCGGAGGGCCAGCUAGCUUCAAGUACCAGGAGUACUUUUUAAGGCCGAUGAUUUCCUACGUCUGCGAUCCUUCCGCUGAAGUUCGUCAAGCUGCCGCUUACGGCUGCGGCGUCUUUGCUCAGUUCGGCGGCGACGCUUACGCUCAAGCUUGCGCUGAAGCGCUCCCGAGGCUCGUCGAGGUCAUCACUCAGCCUGAAGCCAGGAGUCAGGAAAAUGUCAAUCCUACGGAAAAUGCCAUCAGUGCGGUGACGAAAAUUCUCAAGUACAACAGCAAGAUGGUCAAUGUUGAUGAAAUGCUUCCUCAUUGGCUCAGUUGGCUUCCGGUGACUGAAGAUGAAGACGAGGCGCCACAUGUUUAUGGGUACUUAUGUGAUCUAAUUGAAGCUAAUCAUCCGGUGGUACUUGGGCCUAAUAAUGAUAAUUUACCUGGGUUGAUAUUUUACUUUGCUGAGGCAUUCCUCAAGGAGGCUGUGCCUAAUGACAAUCCUGUUGUUCAGAGGAUUACUAAUCUUCUCAGACAAAUUCAGCUAAACGGAACGAUGUUUGCUAAUUGCGUCAGAUUGCUAUCAUCAGAACAACAGCGAGUAAUUUACGAGGCAUUAAGUUUACAGCCGACUAAUUAAUAAUGUUUUUUUUUCCAUU
Messenger RNA from Cotesia glomerata, 3406 nucleotides. RefSeq names its product importin-5 (gene Karybeta3). The record is from RefSeq and is a predicted model, not a curated record. Bases 91 to 3387 code for a protein of 1098 amino acids. Gene Ontology annotation, biological process: protein import into nucleus. Gene Ontology annotation, molecular function: nuclear import signal receptor activity; protein binding. Gene Ontology annotation, cellular component: cytoplasm; nucleus. Lineage: Eukaryota; Metazoa; Arthropoda; Insecta; Hymenoptera; Braconidae. The transcript has 9 exons.